AUGGGGAACAUCAUUAGGGCGCUCCUGGCCUUCAUCCCUGCUGAACGCUGCCAGAACUACAUGGUUGGAAACCUCCGGGAGAUGCCGCUGGACAAGAUGGUGGAUCUCAGUGGGUUCCAGCUGCGCCGCUUCCCCGUGCUCGUGUGCUCCUUCCGGGAACUGGUCAAGCUCUACCUGAGUGACAACCACCUGAACAGCCUGCCUCCGGAGCUGGCACAGCUGCAGAAUCUACAGAUCCUGGCCCUGGAUUUCAACAACUUCAAGGCCCUACCCCAGGUGGUGUGCACCUUGAAGCAGCUCUGUAUCCUCUACCUGGGCAACAACAAACUCUGCGACCUCCCUGAGGAGCUGAACCUGCUCCAGAAUCUGCGGACCCUGUGGGUGGAGGCCAACUGUCUCACCCAGCUGCCAGACGUGGUCUGCGAGUUAAGUCUCCUGAAAACUCUGCAUGCAGGCUCCAAUGCCCUGCGCCUGCUGCCAAGCCGGCUCCGACACCUCCGGGAGCUGAGGACCAUCUGGCUCUCAGGCAACCUGCUGACUGACUUCCCUCCUGUGCUGCUUCAUAUGCCCUUCCUGGAGGUGAUCGAUGUGGACCGGAACAACAUCCGCUACUUUCCCAGCCUGGCUCACCUGUCCAGUCUGAAGCUGGUCAUCUAUGACCACAAUCCUUGCAGGAACGCACCCAAGGUGGCCAAAGGUGUGCACCGUGUGGGAAGAUGGGCUGAAGAGAUACCAGAGCCUGAACCCAGAAAAGUCAGGCGCUAUGCAUUAGCCAAGGAGGGAAGUCAGGAAGGAAAAGCAGCUGCCCUGCCUCCACCACUACCAGCUACCAAGUCCUGA
This is a messenger RNA of Condylura cristata (star-nosed mole), 840 nucleotides long. It is a transcript of the gene LRRC10, whose product is annotated as leucine rich repeat containing 10. NCBI's taxonomy places the organism in Eukaryota, Metazoa, Chordata, Mammalia, Eulipotyphla, Talpidae. Gene Ontology annotation, molecular function: protein binding. Bases 1 to 840 code for a protein of 279 amino acids. The transcript has a single exon. The record is from RefSeq and is a predicted model, not a curated record.